AAGUGACCCGGAAUGGCAGAAUGGAGGAAAUAGGAAUAAAAAUAUAGACUCCUCUCAAUCAGUCAUCCCCCUUAAUUCUAAUUUUGAAGGAGGCACAAAAAUACCAAUCACAUAACUGGGACACGCGUCAGACGCCCAACAGCCACAGCACACAGUCCCAUUCUCUCUCUCUCUCUCUCUCUCUCUCUCUGUCUCGCCGAAACACGUUCCCAGAGGGCAGAAAGAAGGCAGAAGCCCUUUGCAUCUUCUCUCUCUCUCUCGCUCUGUGACCUCUGUCUCUGGAUGUAUAUGCACAGCGCAUUUAUCUCCAUGUACAAAAACAUACCCAAACCCUAGAGGGAGAGUCUACUGGGGUUAGAGAGAUAGACAGUGUCGGUGGUGGGAUCGAAUUUCUCUCUCGAACUCUCUCUGUGUGUAUCCACAAAUGCCCGAGAUACAGCCGUCAGCAGAGAAUCAGCUAAACGGCGUCGGAGCUGUGGCGGUGGUUUCUUCAGAGGCCUUCGGAUCGAAGCGCCAGCGGAGGCCCAGCGUCCGAUUGGGCGACAUCGGGGGCGAUCAGCCGUACGAGUCGCACAUGCGGAGGAGCGCCACCACCGCCACCAUCACCACCUACAACAACAACAGCAACAAGCAGUGGAAGCUGGCGAUGAAGGACCCAAACAACAACAACAACAACAACUCCAGUAUUGGCUCAGGUAAAGCCUCCAAGACUCGACCUUUGUUUCAUUUGAGCUCUGCCGAAACCCUAGACGGGGAGGACAAAGAGGGAAACUUAGAUAGUGUUGCAAUUGGAAGCUGGAAGGUAAAGGAUUCCAAGAAAAGAGCCUCCACGGCUAAAAGGGUUCGAUCCAAUUGGGUUUCCAGGGUUGAUGAUGGUGGCGGUGGUGUUGUUGUUGGUGUUGAAGGGGAUGACAAAUAUAGCGGCGGUGAGGAUAUCGAUGAUGGGUAUCGGGAUUUUGAUGCCGAAAACUCUGAAAGUCCAUCGAAAGAGCAAAGCCCGAUUCAUUCCCUUGAGAAUUUGGGUGUGGACUUGGAUGGGCAUGGAAAUGAGAGAGAUUUGCUUUACAGGAGAACCAUUAGGGGUAGGGGAGUGGUUUCCGAGGGCCCCCAUGAUGGGGUGGAGUUAUCGGGGCCGUCAGAUACGGAUUGGAAAUGUGGGACGAGUGGUGGUGAUAGGCAUGGGAACGGGAAUGGAAGAGAAGAUGCGGUGAGGAUUUGGCUCAACGGCUUAGGGUUAGGUCGGUAUGCACCGGUGUUCGAAAUCCAUGAGGUUGACGACGAAGUUUUGCCCAUGUUGACAUUAGAGGAUCUCAAGGAUAUGGGAAUCAAUGCCGUCGGGUCUAGAAGAAAAAUGUAUUGUGCAAUUCAAAAGCUUGGAAAGGGGUUUUCCUGAGUUUAAUGUUCUUUCUGCGCAUGUGUAUUGGUGAAUGUAGGAAAAUUCUCAGCCAUGGCAGUGUAAGAUUACAUCUGAACCAAUUUGAGCCUUUUAGUUUCUUUCCUCUUGACUCUUGAGAGAUAGUAUGAUUAGGUUGUUUAGUGUUUCUUGUUUGCACUGUCAGCCUUUUUAAUCAAGUGCAAUUUUCUGGUA
Alnus glutinosa is the source of this 1588-nucleotide messenger RNA. RefSeq lists its product as uncharacterized. The coding region runs from base 425 to 1393 and encodes 322 amino acids. The transcript has a single exon. Lineage: Eukaryota; Viridiplantae; Streptophyta; Magnoliopsida; Fagales; Betulaceae. The record is from RefSeq and is a predicted model, not a curated record. Gene Ontology annotation, molecular function: protein binding.